Empidonax traillii (willow flycatcher) is the source of this 4894-nucleotide messenger RNA. RefSeq names its product lamin B2 (gene LMNB2). NCBI's taxonomy places the organism in Eukaryota, Metazoa, Chordata, Aves, Passeriformes, Tyrannidae. The record is from RefSeq and is a predicted model, not a curated record. The coding region runs from base 103 to 1941 and encodes 612 amino acids. The transcript has 12 exons.
GGCCAUCUUGGCGCCAAGACUGCAUGUCCCAGGCGGCGCCGCGGCGGGAGGGGCCGCCCGCCCGCCAUCUUAGCGCUCCCUCCCCCGGUGCGGCGGGAUUGAAUGAGCCGCUGCCCGCCCGCCCGCCAGCCCAGCGCCAUGUCAGGCACCCCGAGCCGCGGCACCCCCGGCGGGACCCCGCUGUCGCCGACCCGCAUCUCCCGGCUGCAGGAGAAGGAGGAGCUGCGGCAGCUCAAUGACCGCCUGGCCGUUUACAUCGACCGCGUGCGGGCGCUGGAGCUGGAAAACGACCGGCUGCUCCUCAAGAUCUCGGAGAAGGAGGAGGUCACCACCCGGGAGGUGAGUGGAAUCAAGAGUCUCUAUGAGUCUGAACUGGCUGAUGCCCGAAGAGUUCUGGAUGAAACUGCCAAAGAGAGAGCUAGAUUACAGAUUGAAAUAGGAAAACUGAGAGCAGAACUUGAGGAGUUCAAUAAGAGCUACAAGAAGAAGGAUGCAGAUCUGUCUGUGGCUCAGGGUCGCAUCAAGGAUCUGGAAGUUCUCUUCCAUAGAAGUGAAGCAGAACUCAAUACUGUCCUGAACGAGAAACGCAGUCUGGAAGCAGAGGUGGCUGAUCUACGUGCCCAGCUCGCCAAGGCUGAAGACAGUCACGCUGUGGCUAAGAAGCAGUUGGAGAAGGAGACACUUAUGCGCGUGGACCUGGAAAAUCGGUGCCAGAGCUUGCAAGAGGAUUUGGAUUUCAGAAAAAAUGUGUUUGAAGAGGAAAUCCGGGAAACGAGAAAACGCCAUGAACAUCGUUUGAUUGAGGUGGACACAAGCCGCCAGCAGGAGUAUGAAUCCAAAAUGACUCAGGCUCUGGAGGAUCUGCGAAAUCAGCACGAUGAACAAGUCAAGCUGUAUAAGAUGGAGCUGGAGCAGACCUAUCAGGCCAAGCUGGAGAAUGCCAAAUUGUCCUCUGACCAAAACGACAAAGCUGCCGGUGCAGCGCGGGAGGAGCUGAAGGAGGCUCGCAUGAGGAUAGAAGCUCUCAGCUACCAACUCUCUGGCCUCCAGAAACAGGCCAGCGCAGCAGAGGAUCGCAUCCGGGAGCUGGAGGAGAUGAUGGCUGCUGAGCGGGAGAAGUUUAGGAAGAUGCUGGAUGCAAAGGAGAGGGAAAUGACAGACAUGAGGGACCAGAUGCAGCUUCAGCUUACAGAAUACCAGGAGCUGCUUGAUGUUAAAUUAGCACUGGACAUGGAGAUCAGUGCUUACCGAAAACUCCUGGAAGGAGAAGAGGAAAGGUUGAAGCUCUCUCCAAGUCCCUCCUCCCGUGUCACAGUCUCUCGGGCUACCUCCAGCAGCAGCAGCAGCAGCACUUCCCUUGUUCGCUCUUCCCGAGGCAAGAGAAAACGCGUGGAAGCAGAGGAGCUGUCCGGCAGCGGGACAAGCGGCAUCGGCACUGGCAGUAUCAGCGGCAGCAGUAGCAGCAGUAGCUUCCAAAUGUCCCAGCAAGCUUCAGCCACAGGAAGUAUCAGCAUAGAAGAGAUAGACCUGGAAGGCAAAUACGUUCAGCUGAAAAACAACUCAGAGAAGGAUCAGUCUUUGGGUAACUGGAGGCUGAAAAGACAAAUUGGAGAUGGAGAAGAAAUUGCUUACAAAUUUACUCCUAAGUAUGUCCUCAGAGCUGGGCAGACCGUUACAAUUUGGGGUGCAGAUGCAGGUGUGUCUCACAGCCCCCCCUCUGUUCUCGUGUGGAAGAAUCAAGGCAGCUGGGGCACUGGAGGGAAUAUCCGCACUUACCUCGUCAACUCGGAAGGAGAGGAAGUUGCUGUGAGAAGCGUUACUAAAUCAGUAGUCGUGCGAGAGAAUGAAGAGGAAGAGGAUGAAGCAGAGUAUGGAGAGGAGGACCUUUUCAACCAACAGGGGGAUCCCAGAACAACCUCUAGAGGAUGCUCAGUGAUGUGAAAAAAGAAGAAAGAAACUAUUAUUUGUGCUUUUUUCCCUUCAUUUAUUUCCUUUUAUUUUUGCUAUUUUUUCCCUCCGGAGCCACUGAAAACUAUUUUUAUAUGCAUCAUCUGAUUUCUUUGAAGUUUACUCCUUGGUACAUUUUUAUAAAAAAAUUAAAAAAAAACCUUUUCUGAACAAAACUGCCAGAAUUUUUAACAGAUUUCUUUAUUUUUCCCUCUUUGUUGAAACACUAUAUUGGAAUACAAUAUUUUUCCCCACACAGAGUUUAAAGUCUUAUGUAGAAACCUAAAGCAGAAAAGAGAUUUUUUUAGCUAAAAUGAGAUGAGACUCCUUGAGUGUAUGGUAAAAAUAUAAUUAUAUAUAUAACCAGGAUAACCUCCCCAGAAAAGAAGUUCUAUGAAGUGGGUUCAUCUGCAAGGCCCUGGGAGAGAUUCACAGAGUGUUUCCUCCACAAUUGCAGCAAUGUUGCCUGGUAUCCUCAGCAAUGCCCAACUUAGGAAAAUUAGACCCCAGCUUCAUUCCAAGUGGUGUUACACAAUGGCAGUGACACAGGGAACCUGCAUUUUAGGCAUUUAGGACUCAGGACUGUGCUGUCACGUCCUGCUCCCAGGUUUGACAGCCCACUGGUAAAAUCAUCUGAGUCUGUCACCACCUGAGCUGUGUCAUCUUUCCAGAAGAGGGAAAAUGGUAGGUUCUGCUUCCUGAAUAUACACACCAUCCUAAGCUGGAAGUGUCAAACCCAGAGUCUGAACUGUUUGAUUUUCAGGGGAUUUUGCCAUUGUCUCAAGUGAGACCUUGUUAAGUUGUGGGCACAAGUUGUGAUAGUCAGUAUUUAUCAUUAAUGCUUCUGACAUAUUCAGCUUUAAACAGAUUGAUUAAGAAGUUAAACAAAUUUAUACUUUUGGCAAUGAUAAAUAGUGGGGAUUUUAAAGGUUAUCCCAUGUAAAUGUCGACUUUUUAAAUCAGAGCUAGAUGCAGCUUGUUCAUACUUCUCUUAUGUUCAAAGGGGCAUUGUCAGGUAUCCUAAGGAGCAAUAUUUGCAAAAUACUGCAGAAAUAGUUGAGUGACUUUUACAUAGUUCAGAGGCACUGCCGCUGUGCAGGACAGAAGCAUUGCUGUGCAGUGUGUUUAAGUGCUCGAGGCAAAGUCCAACAAGGAGUGAAGGGAGAAUAAUGUUUUUUAUAAAAAAUGCUUUGUAUGGGUAGCAGGUGAUUUUUAUUGCAAUGGGAUGCGUUUUGUGUCUGACAGUGUCCUUUUAGCUUAAGGUUUCUGCUGCUGCAUUUCUCUGGAGAGAAGUCUGACUCCCGUGAGGGUUCAUGUUCCUACAGUGGUGCAUCUUUAAGCACAAGGAAAAAUAUUUGACUGCUCCAAAGAAUGCACUGGCUACUGUACAAGUGAAUGUUUUUUUAACUAGUUAUUAGUAUGGAUACAAAAUUUGGAUACCAUUUGGUUCCAGUAUAGAAUCGUGUUUUUACCUGCACUCUUGAAGUCUUAUCUUGUCAUUCAAAUAGUUUAGACUCAUCAGACAAGUGACAAGGUUUGGAUGUUUUCGGUGGCUUUUGGACAUUAUGUUCUCUGAACAGUAUUGUGACUGACAGAUAUAACCUAGAAAGUCAGUUUAGUGGCUCUGACUGAUGGCUUUGUCAUGCAAGCAGGGUGGGAACAAAAGGGGCUUUAAGCUUCAGCAUUUAUUUUGCCAUUUAAAAAUCAAUCAAAGAUGCUACUUUUCUCUAAUUAAGUGGGAUGACUGAAUUGCUGAAGUUAAACUUAUUAGACAUUUAGAAUUAUGUUUUUACUCCAUUAUCAGAAGAUCCAUUACAAAAAAGCCUGAUGACGAUUUGGCUGUUUGGGCUGUGGGAUAACUCCAUUGAUGUACUUGGCCAUCUUUCUAAUGUAAUUUUCCCACUCUGCUUGAGUAGAAGAUCAAAUAUGUAGUAAAUCAUGUCUAUCUCUCUGUAAGAUGUAUCUAGUGAAAUUAUGUUUCUCAGACAUACUGUUAUAAUUAUCUUUUCUAAAUUUGUUGUUAUGCAAAUGAAUGCAAUCAAUGUAUUUUUGCAGCACACCUUCCAACCACUGGACAGCAUUUCCCUUUCUGAUCCACAGCUUCUAUAAUAUACUGACAUAGUGUUUGAGGGCUUUUUGCUUUUUCCCUAAAGAUCUGUAUUUAUUUUUUUUACAUGGGCCAGUUUUUGGACUGCUUAUUCUUUAAGAUUGUUCUGUGAUCUUAAAUACUAAAGCAAUGAGCGUGUAGUUCAUUUGCAUUUUUUCUGUGAUUUUUGUUUGUUUCCUGUAAAGAAUGGCCUCGGAAAGGCAGCUUGAAUGAGGAAAAACCUCUUGCUACCUGAGCCAUAGUUUUCUUAACAGCUACUGUAUGGGGAGUGUGUCUUCUUGUAGCCUUAAGAACUGGUGCUUGCAAGAUCUCUUGUGACGAGCACUGUGCCCUUCCGUAACAGUCUGCAGAAUUUGUCCUUGGAAUUGGAACUGUGUCCUUAAACUUUGGAAACAGUUUAUUUGAUUCUUCAAAUAAACAUUCUACCAUGUUUAGGUAUAUGCAGGUCGUACAAACCAGUGAUGGACACUGUGGGAAAGCCAGUCCGAAUGUGGAUGAUUCUGUUACCACAGUGCUUUAUAACAGGCUACUAAAAAUAUGAUAAUUAACUCCUGACUGUAGAUUACAAGACACAGAAGAACUACUGUAUUCCAUGUACUUUGUGUCUGUGCGCCUUCUCCAGCCACCAUCCUGUCCUCUUGCUUUUGAUGCUGAGCUUCAGUCUAAUGGCGCUGUCCCAGUAAAGCUGGUGCACCAGACUGGGAGGCAGUUUUGUGGCUUUAACAAAACAAAAAGCAUUGUUUCCAUUUCCCCCCCGUCUUUCAAGGAUUUUUGUUCCAUUUUCAGGAUAUUUGAAGAUUUUUGUUCAAAUCCAGUGUUCCCUUGCCCCCUUUUUCUCUU